Molecule: messenger RNA, 869 nt
Organism: Aphis gossypii (cotton aphid)
Lineage: Eukaryota; Metazoa; Arthropoda; Insecta; Hemiptera; Aphididae
Exons: 2
Coding region: 1-435 (144 amino acids)
Source: RefSeq, a predicted model, not a curated record
AUGUGGAGAGCCUAUAAUGCUUGUGCGCAGAUAUUUAGUGGUCAUGGUGUUGUAAACCAUUCCACAAAUUUUUUGGAGCCACCAAAACAUUUGCCCCCAUUUUGGGUGCCAGCAGGACGGUUUUCCCCUGAAUGUUUAGACAAGCAAUGGGAGGGAGCGCCUCCUAAUAACAGACUGGCUCCAAUUCGGUACCAUACUCAACACAUUGAACGAGCUUGGAGAGAGUUAAAAAGAAUCCUAACACGAUGUAACUCUAAGUCAGUAGCUGACUCGUACAUUGGGGAGUGGAUGUACCGUAAAAAUAUCCUGGAUAGAUGUGGUAGUGUACAGGACCAAUUUAUACGUUUUAUGUCUGAUAUAGCACGUGCAUAUCCUGGAAUCGGAUUUAAUCCUAUGACCAGGGAUAUUGAGAAUUGUCAAUGCCCUGAGUGCUGAAAUGCAGGGUAAGUACUUAAAGUACUAUAACACUAAUUAAAAAAAUAAUCAAUUUAUACGUUAUAAUAAAAAAAAACCAUGUGUUUUAUUUCCAGAAAUCGUACACGUCGGCAGUAAAUAUAAACGGUUCUUUUAAGAACCAUACAUUUAAAACGGCCCUUUCAUAUUUUGAAAUUUUUUCCCAGACCCAAAAGCCAUACUACACCGUGAAAAUCGGUCGGAAAAUCGGAAAAUCGAAAAUCCGACUACGUGACGUUUAUCUACUACGGUACACGAACGAAAAACCUCUUAGACGUUUUUCGAUAUUUUGAAAUUUUUUCCCAGACCCAAAAGCCAUACUACACCGUGAAAAUCGGUCGGAAAAUCGGAAAAUCGAAAAUCCGACUACGUGACGUUUAUCUACUACGGUACACGAACGAAAAACCUCUUAGACG